Filobasidium floriforme is the source of this 2577-nucleotide messenger RNA. RefSeq lists its product as uncharacterized. The record is from RefSeq and is a predicted model, not a curated record. The transcript has 4 exons. Lineage: Eukaryota; Fungi; Basidiomycota; Tremellomycetes; Filobasidiales; Filobasidiaceae. The coding region runs from base 11 to 2503 and encodes 830 amino acids.
CCGUACAAGGAUGACCGAACGAGAUGUCUCAGCUUGUUCUUUACCGGCCGUUACAUUCCGACACGUCGAUGUCACCGCUGCCGAUUACGAGCGGGAUACCGCCGCGGUAGGCAGGAAUGGCAUCUUCAGGAGGACUCACCCAUUGCUUGCAAGGAGGUAUAAGAGCCUGUCAGGGACUGUCCCAUCAGCGACCGAUGACCCACCGGUCUCACGACCACGAAUCUCACAUGCUGUAACCGAGGCUGCCAACCCCCUUUGGCAUGACGGCGAGUCGCUCAACGAUCUCCAAAUCGGAUCAACUGGCACCAAUGACAUCGCGAGCCGACUGAGGCAAACUAUGGAUCUCCGAUACGACUCAAGGUUCCUCGAGUUUAGAUGCGUCGACAACACCGAUCCUCAUAUAGUUGAAGCUGUGAGGUUCGUCAAAGGCAAACCAGGCAUGGCUGGAUGUUUCGGCAGAUAUCUCAAGGGCUUGGAAACACCAGCGACGGAGAACCAGAACACACCUCACUUCCAAAGAUCGCUGAACGACAUCGUGGCCCGGCUCUCGGGACACAGGAAGAUCAAGCCGACGUUCGAAAUCGGAUGCCGGGCGGGUCUAAAACCAAAUCCCACGAUACAACACUGCGAGGGUCACACCGAAACGGUACGUUUCCAGGGGCCCCGAGAUCAAGAGGAAUGGUACCAUGUGUAUCCCAAUGUCUACGGCUUGAAGAACAAUACAUCCGCUCGUCAAGCCAGCGUCGCCCCUCACUGUGGAGAACUUCGUACGGUUGGAUUACACAAGAACAACUCGACUCACGACAUGCAGACCGAUAGCAAUAGGGAAUCCGACAGGGCUGGCCUGCGUAUAAUGCAAUACAUGAGUUUUAUUGCAUAUGGAAAUCCUGUGACAGGUCGCACCUGUGGCUACACCCUUUGCGGCCGUUACCUGAGAUUGUACGUGUCGGACAGCAUGUCCUUCUCGACGACCCGGUUGUGCGACCUAAGCAAUCCUGAUCAUGCGGAGGAUAUCGUGGCUAUCGUUGCCUUCCUGGCCGGUCCCCUCCAGAAUGUCCUGCAAACAUACGAGCCGCCAACGCGGACAUUCUCCGUCAAUCCACCUGGUGUCGGUAGCAAGCCGGUCCUCUACGAAUGGGUGAGACCCUCGCCCAGCCAACCCCCUUGGAAGGUCCUAGAGCGUCGAGUCGAUCUAUGGGGUCGUCGGACAGUCGCGAUAGGCGGUCACGUUCGUAGACCAGGUACGACCCAGCCGGUUGAGUCGAUGACGAUCAAGUUCACUUGGCUUCCACGUUUUCUCGUCGAAUACGAGCAAAACAUCCUACACCACCUCAACAUGGCCAUGAAAGAUCCGCAACUCGCUAGCAAGUAUCCACAUCUUCAAGAGGCACUGAACAUUAUCGAUCCAGAGAUCUUGACAUGCAGGCCGCGUGCCGUAGGCAUGCUUGAAGGAUGCCAAAUCCUCACGCAGAAUGCUCCCUUCGUUAUCGCCAGUCAAGACGGACUCCAACAAUCGUCUACUACAGAGACUGAGCAGCACUUGGUACUAUCUGCCAUGUGCACAAUCAAUCCGCAUGGACGCAGGAUCAACGAUCGCAGUGCACUCUCGCUGAAAGACCGCUUGGAAAUCCUCAAUCAUACGUUUCAGUCCCUCUACGUCGCGGCUUGCUCGAACAUCCACUAUAGAGAUAUCAAUACCGGCAACGUCCUGUACAGCUUACUGCAGAGCGAGGACGGCCAGCGCGUGAUCGGCUACUUGAUCGAUUAUGGUAACGCUCGAUAUCUGGAUGAAAGGCGAAUAUAUACGCGAUUCGACGGAUCGGAGCCAGAUGAUCUGCACGUGCAAUUGCGACUGGAUGAUGCGAGAUCCGCCAAUCUUAUGUUCCUCUGCUGUCAAAUGACGCGCGUAUUGGAGGCGCAGCAGGACCACCGACUUGAAGCGAAGAGAUUGGCCAGGUACAGACUCCAGGAGCCUGAGGAAGGGCUUGACUUGAUGAUCGAGUCUUGUGAGCGCGCUCUCGUCGAGCAAGAACGGGAGCUGUUGGCCAUCGGUCCCCAUCGGUACAUUGACGAUCUGGAAUCGGCAAUCUAUGCUCACGUUUACCAGAUUGCACAAGUCGCUAAGGAAACACAAGCCAGACCGGACGAAAGAAAGAAGAAUUCCAUCAACCGAUUCAGUGACCAAGCGAUCAAACAGAAAAAUUGGAAGAGUGACUUACACGACACCGUAAGAAUCAUCGACAACACGAGCAACGCAUGGCGAUGCUGCAUCCAACGUCUGGCUCAAACGAUCCGUUCCUGUAGAUCGGAUUUAGCCGGGAAGACGAACCUUCCUGCAGAACUUACGGAUGAAGAGCGCCAAUGCUUCAAAGAUUGUUUGAGGAUCAUCGCACGGGCCUUAGCAGCUCCCACCAUCGGUUCGGAACCGGUAUCGCCGCUGCACCGUUCGGAUGCGGCUAUGGUCCUUGGAAUGUCAACUCUUCGUGUGGCUGUCACUCAGUAGCGCCUCCUCAUCAUCCCUCUUGUAAUCAUGUAGAAUCAUUGGUAUGAAGACUGAUAAUGUGUACAUAUAACGUA